AUGUACAAGAGAAGUGCCUUAUCAAAUGUGUCCAGAGCUAAACCCUUUUCGGUAUUAUCUCCUUUGAGAGCCAAAUCAUCACCUAUUGUGGAAGAAAAUACGACUACCAAAUCGAAAUUUGAGCAAUUAUCUCCAGCACAAAAGGCUUACCUAGAUAGAGUGAUCAGAGUGGAUCAAGCGGGAGAAUUAGGUGCAGAUUAUAUCUACAGAGGUCAAAUAUACGUCCUGAGUCAUAAACAUCCACAUCUAAGACCAAUUUUAGAUCAUAUGUGGAAACAGGAAGUUCAUCAUCGUAGCACUUUCAAUAACUUACAAUUGAAACACAGAACUAGACCUUCUUUGAUUACUCCAUUAUGGAAACUAGGUGCUACUGCCAUGGGAGUUGUCCCAGCAUUGUUAUCUCCAGAGGCAGCAAUGGCUUGCACAGAAGCUGUAGAGACUGUUAUUGGUAAUCAUUACAAUGAGCAAUUACGUUGUUUAGCUAAUCAAUUCAAUGUUUCUAAGAUAGAUGGUUCUAAAGAUGAACCAGAAGAAAUUAAAAAACUGACUGAUACAAUUAAGGAAUUCAGAGACCAAGAAUUAGAACAUCUGGAUACUGCCAUUAAGAACGACUCGCACAUGGCUGUUCCUUACAAAUUAUUAACUGAAGGAAUUAAAACCGUAUGUAAAGCGGCAAUUUGGACCGCAGAAAGAGUCUAA
Messenger RNA from Maudiozyma saulgeensis, 699 nucleotides. The record is from the annotation of a GenBank genome assembly. Lineage: Eukaryota; Fungi; Ascomycota; Saccharomycetes; Saccharomycetales; Saccharomycetaceae.